GGUACACUGUGCAGGAUUUACCAUAUUAUGGGUGCAUUUACAAUUCAGAUUAGCAAUGACCUUGUUGAUCAACUUGUUGAUGAGAAGGUCAUAAAGAAGAAAACUAGAAAGACUAGACAACGCAAGGUGGCAAGAGAGACUGAAAAGCUUCAACCUAAUGUAACUGGAAAGCCCGAGAAUGCGGCUGCUCCGGGGUGGCCAGUGCAAUCCCCUUUAUUUCCACCUGCAAAACUGCCUGUACAACCUUCUCAUUCAGAGAUAGAAGGCAUUCGGUCUGUGCUUCACGAAAGUGAGAAGGUUUUGGAAAGUUUGCAGAAGCAGGAGGAGAACAUGUUGCGGGAAGUAACCCAAAAGGCAAAGGAUCUCCAUGACAAAGAAUAUAAGCUUCCAAACCCAAAGCCUGAGCCUUGCAUGGCUGAGAGGCUUGCUACUUUAUCAUGUUACAAAGAACAUAUCAAGGACCCAUUGAAGUGUUCUGGUCUUGUUACCAAUUUUGCUGAUUGCUUGCGUAGGUUUGGCCGUUUAGGUGACAAGUAA
Molecule: messenger RNA, 537 nt
Organism: Lotus japonicus
Lineage: Eukaryota; Viridiplantae; Streptophyta; Magnoliopsida; Fabales; Fabaceae
Exons: 3
Coding region: 28-537 (169 amino acids)
Source: RefSeq, a predicted model, not a curated record